GACAACGAAACGGGUCUUGAGCUUACACACAUUUCUUUAACCUUCCAACAAACAACGUGAAACUAUAUACAUUAAGUCAGAAAAAAGUUCAAUUGCUAUACCAAAUAAAGCAUAAAUUAAUUCCUAAAGAAAUAAUAGUAUACUAAAAAUGUUUCAAAGUAUUUAAAACUCAGCGAGCUUAAACUCACGGAAGUUCCUAAGCCGUUACAGAAAAUCAAUUUAAAUUUGUGUGUUACUUUUUAAAGACCAAGCCAUAGUGCUGACAGCAUGGAAACAGAGUCGUUGAAUCGUAAAAAUUCCUCCCGGAAGAGCUCGAUAGUGAAUGGCAAUGGAGAUGCAUCCACAAAGUUGACCAAUGGAGAUGGCGGCGACGGUGGCGAUGGCGGAGGAGGAGAGGUCACCCUAAAGGCCAAGAUGAGCCUGCUCAAUGGCUGCACCGUCAUCGUGGGCUCCAUCAUAGGAUCCGGUAUCUUCGUCUCGCCCACCGGUGUGCUGAUGUACACGGGCAGUGUUAACCUGGCCCUCAUCGUUUGGGUCAUUUCCGGACUCUUCUCAAUGGUUGGCGCCUAUUGCUAUGCAGAGUUGGGAACAAUGAUCACCAAGUCAGGUGCUGACUAUGCUUACAUCAUGGAGACCUUCGGACCUUUUAUGGCCUUCAUCCGUCUCUGGAUUGAGUGCAUGAUUGUGCGUCCCUGCUCCCAGGCCAUUGUGGCUUUAACUUUUAGUACCUAUGUCCUGAAACCCUUCUUCCCGGAAUGCGCACCGCCAGAGGACUCGGCCCGUCUCCUGGCCGUCUGCUGUAUCCUCGUCUUAACCCUGAUCAACUGCUGGGACGUUAAAUGGGCCACCGCUGUGCAGGAUAUCUUCACAUAUGCCAAACUGUUGGCCCUGUUUAUCAUCAUUGCCACUGGCAUGUACCAACUAUAUCUGGGCAAUGUCCAGUACUUUACAUUCGAGAAUACGGACACCAAAGUCACAUCCCUGGCCCUGUCCUUCUACUCGGGACUCUUCGCCUACAAUGGCUGGAAUUACUUGAACUUUAUCAUUGAGGAGCUGAAGGAUCCCGUCAAGAAUCUGCCCCGUGCCAUUGCCAUCAGUUGCACCCUGGUCACCGUUGUCUAUGUCAUGGCGAAUGUCUCCUUCUACACCAUCCUGUCGCCGGAUGAGGUCCUGGGUUCCUCGGCUGUGGCAGUGACCUAUGCGGAAAGAGCCUUUGGGAUGUUGGCUUGGACCAUUCCAGUUUUUGUGGCCUUGUCUACCUUUGGUGCUGUGAAUGGCAUUUUGCUGACCUCAUCUCGUCUCUUCUAUGCCGGUGCCAAUGAGGGUCAGAUGCCAGAGAUCCUCACCAUGAUCCAGAUCCAACGAUUCACACCUACGCCCGCUGUCCUGGCCAUGGCUUUGCUUUCCAUGUUGUACCUGACAGUGUCUGAUAUCUUUGCCUUGAUUAACUAUGUGGGCUUUGCCACUUGGUUGAGCAUUGGUGUUGCUGUCCUGUGCCUGCCCUGGCUGCGAUGGGCUCAACCCAAUCUACCUCGUCCCAUCCGAGUGCCCAUGGUCUUCCCUAUUGUCUACCUGAUUGCCACCAUGUUUGUGACCGUGGUGCCCAUGUAUGCUAGUCCUGUGGAGACUGGCUAUGGCAUCCUGAUGAUUCUGUCCAGCAUUCCCGUCUAUUUGGUGUUUAUUGCCUGGAAGAACAAACCCAUCUGGUUCCAGAAGUGCAUGGUAAGCCUCACACAUCUCCUACAAAAACUGCUCAUGGUACUCGGCAAGCAGAAGAAACCAGCUCAGGUGUAAAAAAGUAACGAAUGUUCUUCGGCCGGCGAAUGUUUCGAGAUUUCAAGUUAGCCAAGACAGCAGAGGGAAAGCAUUUAUAAGCCACACACAUUUAACUCUGCAUCAUGCAUUAUAUAGACAAAGUAAAGCGCUUUUGUGUAACCAAUGAAAACACACACGAAUACGAAUCAAGAAAAUAUAUACUACAAUAUAUAUAUUUUUAUAUACACAUGUAUAUGUCCUAAGUUGAAACAAGGCCCAGGUGUCCAGUAGGUUUACACACACAGAUUGAAGCCCAAUUAGCUGGCAGCUCUGGACCCGGACUCAAUGCAAAGACUGUGAAACGAAUGGAAAUUACAAGGAAAUAUGUUGUCCAGAGCUGCUGGUUAGUUUAGUUUCUUUUUUAAAAGAGAGAGAGCUGAACGAGUCUUUUACGAUUUUGGAGUAUUCUCAAAACCCCCACAUGAAAAAGUGUAAUUUUAAUUUGUUUCUUAAAUUCCAAACUAGUUUUAAAGGUUUAUACAUUUUGAAAGCAUUUCAGACUAUUUGCAUUUUAGAAACCAGGCUCUAGGCGCAGCUUCAAACGCUUGAACAUACUCAAAGGCACGUUCUACAGAGCUACUAAGAAUAAUACUU
This is a messenger RNA of Drosophila serrata, 2409 nucleotides long. Its product is annotated as Y+L amino acid transporter 2. Lineage: Eukaryota; Metazoa; Arthropoda; Insecta; Diptera; Drosophilidae. Gene Ontology annotation, cellular component: membrane. Gene Ontology annotation, molecular function: L-amino acid transmembrane transporter activity. The record is from RefSeq and is a predicted model, not a curated record. Gene Ontology annotation, biological process: amino acid transmembrane transport.